Diachasmimorpha longicaudata is the source of this 3801-nucleotide messenger RNA. RefSeq lists its product as uncharacterized. Lineage: Eukaryota; Metazoa; Arthropoda; Insecta; Hymenoptera; Braconidae. The record is from RefSeq and is a predicted model, not a curated record. Bases 53 to 3799 code for a protein of 1248 amino acids. The transcript is spliced from 3 exons.
AGCCACUAGAGAUUUUUUUUUUUUCAUCAACAUGCAAAUGUUUCACCGAUGAAUGAUGACUCCAUCCACGAUAUUCAUUUGCAUAGUGUUCGUCAUAUCUGGUGUCAUUGGAUGGAGAAAUCCCAUCACGAAUUAUGAGGAGUCAGGGAGAGCAAAACGAUUGGCAUCGGAUGAAGAAGAAUUAAAAUAUUACACAACUCCCCCGUCAUAUUCUUCGGAAGAUGGGACCAUCGAAGGUCGACUUUUUACCAAUAAAAUUGUCAAGAAAAAUGAAAAUUACAAUGUCUUCUGGCCACCAAGUGCUCCACUGGGUGCGAUAGUUACUCGUCAACCGCCUGAUCAUCAGCCAUCAUCAAAGUCUCAAACGGUAACGCCUAUAAUGAAACUUUCACCCACACCUGCAGCUUUAACAACAAUAACAACACCAAAAACUACUACAGCAACAGCACCUAGGGCUGUUGGACGAGUUACAGUCGCUUCAAAUGAUGUACUGGAAAAGUUGGAGGCUGCAAUAAUCCUACGCGAGAAUGCAAUAACCGUUAUGGGCUAUCUCCUUCAAUUACCCCGUGGGCGAUUAACGAGGCAUCAAUACGCGUCACUCGAGAUGAUUUAUAAUGCACUGCGACAGAAAACCAUCUACCUAUACAACUUACUUCCAGUAUUACAGAAAAUGGAAGGGAGAAGUGGAUCGAUACAAUUUGUCCUUCUGUUGAAUGAACUGUCGCACAAUCCGCCACUGCAUUUAUCAUCAGUUAUCAAUUAUUGGAUAAAGCAGAUCACAAACGACAAUGUUGAUUUGAAUGGUCUUCUGGAGUCUAUGAAAGGCAGUCCAGAUCUCUUGGCGGGAAUUACCAAGAAAGCGAUAGAAUUAUCCAGCAUUUACCACCCAGAAGACGAGUUGGAGCACUAUGACGAUGAUUCCAAAGUUACAGAAGAACAAUUGGGAAAGGUUUACGUGAAAAUCUUCCAACAACUGUCUCUACCAAAUGCAAAACUUCCCCAAUUACUGUUUGGAUUAAUCCUUUUGGACUUGCCCAAUCCUGAUGGAGAUCCCGUCUUCGAUGAGUACGUUAAGUACGUCGCGGAAGAAGCGAAGCAACAGAGAAUUCCUAAUUGGAAUUCUCACGGUUACAAUCCAGAGAGUAGAGAUCCCUCCAGUCUACUUGGUAAUUUAAUUCACAAAAUUUGCAGAGACGGUGACGUCUCGCCCAAGAUGAAGAAGAUUUUAAUGUAUAUUUUGAAUCAUUUCGAAUCAUCUGGAGGUGAACAUUUCGAAGAUUCUAUCAUGACUCGUCAGGAUGAUGACCUGAAAUUAAUUUUGCUGCCGGUGGCACCGCUCAACUUUGAUGAGUCAAUACACCAAUUAGGAUUAAAAUUACAAUACGCUGCAACUGAUGACAAUCAGAUUGAUCGCAUUGUGGGUGAUAGCAGUGGAUACAUAUAUCGUUACCCGAGAGACCAAAUAUUGUCUCAUCUAGCAAAAGUGCAAACAAAAUUAACCGAUGGGGAUGGGGAAAUUGAGAGAAUUGUAUCGGCAUUGUUAUCCAAUUUAAUUCUGAUCAAAGGCAUUUCAUCCCCAGUAGAACAUUACAUACCCCUGUGGACGGUUAUCGAUGUUAUUGACGAACCAGGAGCUGAUCCAAAAAUUCGAGAAAUGAUUAAUUACAUCACUCACGAGAUGUAUCAGAAUGUGGAUCUGUGGAAUGGAGUACAACAAGUCAUUACCCUGGACAGUGAUCAAUGUGUUUACCCGAAGAAAUGUGUGUUGAAUAUGCUGGAGAAGAUGAAAAAAAUUCUGAUAAGGCAAGAGACAGAUCCUCAAGUGAUAGCAGGGUUCGAAUUGUUGAUUAGUGCUGGUUACCAGGACAUUUACAAAGAAGAGCAUAGCAAACUCAUCUGCGCCACCACGACAUCUUCUACUUCUCAGGUUUCAGAGGAAGAGGUGCAUAAUGAGGAGCCUUCUAGAGCUAAGUUAGAGGCUGCAUCCACUACAGCGCUGGUAACUCAGUCACCUACAAAGGUACAGGAUCCAGUAGGACAUGAAGAGCCUUCGAUCUUCGAACAAGUUAACGAUUUUCUUGCAAAGCAUUCGACAUCUCCACCAACAAUAGCAACAACUCCUCCACCAACGUCUCCAGCAACGACCGCAUCACCAACGACAUCACCGACGACGUCUCCUGAGCCUCCAGUAUUGCCCUCUGGUCCUCCAAUACCAUCAAAGUUACCACCUCACAUAGAUCCCUCAAAAUGCAUCAUCUUCGUGAAAUCCACGAGGGGACCACCAGUCGUCCAAACCCUGCGAACUCGAGUUGAUUCCCAGGUACCAGGAGCCAUUAUUCUUCCUUCAGUCCUUCACCUGGAGGAGAAGCCCUCCAACAACACAAUUAUCUUGGACCAGUGUCACGCACAAAUGCGACGUCAAAUUGUGAAACCCCUGAAGGCGAUGUUCGGUAAGCAUUACGUCAGCAGGAUGUUGGGCAAGCAUCACUGGUCUACUCACUUUCCCACGAAGAUAUCUGUGAUCAUUGACGUGUUGCGAAAGGCUUCUUGGAACAGUCAAGUGCAGACUCAGCCGAUGUUGGUGAGUGAUAUCGAAGCAACACUAGAAGCUCUUGAGUUCGUAGCAUCAUAUAUUCUAUUACCACUGGUGGCUCACUUCAUGGACUUCGAUAAGCCCGUGACUUGGGUGACCUUUGGCAACAACACGGACGAGACCUUCCAGGUAAAUUACAAGAAGGAUAUCGUAUAUUUCGCUCGCACCCCACCUGAUACCUAUCAGAACAGUUCACUGUCGACAAUGCCUCUGGUGAAUCCAAAACACUGGCUAGAACCAAUUUCCGAAGAAGAUCCUUUUCCGGGUCUUUUGCCCCAGCUGUCAAGGAACACGAGCUACGAAGUAGCACUUCGGCCAUUAGUAUCAGUAUUCCACGCAUCUAUCAUAACCUCAUUAUUGGGCGAUGAUAUCAUUCCCUCCUGGUACCCAAACAAAGGAGCUCUAUUCAUUUGGACCCUCCACCGGCUGCGAGCAUCGGAUAAAAUUAAAUCCGAUAAGGUUUUAUUGGAUCUCAUCGAAAAUUACUUGAGGAUUAUCCUACCUCCGAGUAUAUACGUUAGAGUACCCUCAGCUUUAAUAACCAGUAGUAUGCACGAGUCGAGUGGCCGUUGGACUGUUGAUUUACUUGGGUUAAUGAAAGCACUUCCAAUACCCGAGUCUAAUAGUGAAACUAGUGUAUGGAAUGGUAUGAGAGAUUUUCUCUCCAAGAUCAAUUUACUUGAUGAAUUGGGUGUGCCCUUGCCACCGUUGAGAUCACCCAAAGGUGAGUUUCUAACUACCAUUAUCAAGACUGCGUUGAAAUCUUCAGAAGUUAUUAUCGAUGAUCGAAUCAGGAAAGCUCUGCUCUAUUAUGAAGACAAGGUCUUUCAUGAUGAUGAGGGGGCUGGGGAGCUGAGUUGGGUUUGGAUUCAGAAAUUUAUCCUGCAUACGGACGUCCAUGUUGGUCAGACUAUUGCCGAAGUCCUUCCCUACGACAGCAUCCCCCAGGAUAAGAAGGAAGCGUACAAUGAGCUCGUCACAGAUCUUGCGAAAAAUCCACAUCUACUUGAAGUCCACAACGAAUUGCCGGUGGGCAGCAAUGUCUCUAAAGGGGCCUUUGUCCACGACUAUCUCCUGUACUUGUUGAAACAACGGGAUUUAUCACCAGGUGCUAGAAAAAGUAUUGGGGAGCUGCUGCCGUAUGUGAUGCUAACCGAAGCUGGUGCUAGAGCUAUGCCAGCGGCUCGCGUCGAAGUGGUACAUUGAAC